Messenger RNA from Trichoderma asperellum CBS 433.97, 1053 nucleotides. RefSeq lists its product as uncharacterized. The record is from RefSeq and is a predicted model, not a curated record. Gene Ontology annotation, biological process: mitotic DNA replication checkpoint signaling; meiotic DNA integrity checkpoint signaling; nucleotide-excision repair. Gene Ontology annotation, cellular component: site of double-strand break; checkpoint clamp complex; nucleolus. NCBI's taxonomy places the organism in Eukaryota, Fungi, Ascomycota, Sordariomycetes, Hypocreales, Hypocreaceae.
AUGAGGUUCCACAGCGAUUUGAAAAACAUUCGCACCUUUGCCAAGCUCACAGCCGCAUUUUCCACCCUGGAGAAGCUGGUAUGGCUACGCCUCAGCGAUGAAACAGCACACUUCACAGUCGUUCCGGACACAGGCUCGCAAAUCUGGUCAACCCUGCCAAUGGACUUCCUCUUCGAAAACUGCACCAUCCAGUCCGCCGAGCCUUCCAACACCAUCAACCUAGAACUUUCCCUCCAGCCCCUCCACCGCGCCCUCAAAUCCGCCCAGGGCAGCAUCUCAGCUUCCCUACGCCUCACCAAGAAGAAAGGCGUGCCCGUCCUCUCCAUGACAAUCACCACCAGCACCAAAUCCUCCUCCAAGUUCGGAAACGCCCCGCCUGCCGCUGCUCCCCUAAAGCCCCCUUCUUCCUAUGAUGAUCCCUUUGGCGACGUCGACGAAGACUUCCAGGCCGCCGGCGCUGAGCACACCCACCUCGAGACUUCCCUGCGCAGAGAGCACGAGAAGAUCAUCACCCAGGACAUCCCCAUCCGCGUGCUGCACCCAGACACCGUCGCCUCCACCGUCCAGCCCUCGCUGCAGGAACCAGACGUCCACAUCCAGCUUCCGCCCCUCCUCCAGCUGAAAUCCAUCUCGGACCGCUUCACCAAGCUCGCCCUCGCCUCUGGCGGCUCCAGCAGCAAGUCCCCUCGGCUCGAGAUCAGCGCCAACAUGCACGGCGGUUUGCGCGUGCGCAUCGCCACGGAGACGGCCGACAUCUCCAGCGCCUGGACCGACCUCGACAAUCCGCAGCUGGAUCCCGCCCAGCUCAGGGUCCCUAUUGAGGAGCACCCUAGUACCAAGUUCCGCGAUCGUGGACCCGACUCUUGGGCUUCGAUUUAUGUCGAUGGGAAAGACUGGAGCAGAGUCCUUAGCGCCGGUAGGCUAGAGGGAAGAGUCAUAGCAUGUUUCUGCCAUAACCAGUCUCUAGUGUUGUAUGUAUACAUACCGCAUUAUGACGACGGAGCUGCAGAUGAUGCGGUCCUCACUUAUCAUGUUCAAGCAUAUAGUGCAUAG